GUAUACAAUACCUGUUUGGUGAGUUCUUAGUCUACAAAAAGAUCUUCUAAAUCAUGUUGUUGCGUCAUUUGGACACACAGCCACUCCUCAUAGCUUCUCACACUUGAAAGGAGAAUGUUUCCCUGGUUUCUGUCCACCCUGGUGUUGGCAUCUUGCGUCAUUCUCAGCUCCUCACAACAGAAGAACAAGCAGCCCCAGACCAUCUCUAGAGGCUGGGGAAAAGGCAUCACCUGGGUGGAGACCUAUGAAGAAGGCCUCAGGAAAAUGAAAGAGAACAAUAAGCCACUGAUGGUCAUUCAUCAUAAGGAGGACUGCCCACACAGUAAAUCUCUGAAGAAGCUGUUUGCAGUUGACAAGGCCAUACAGAAAAUGGCAAAACAGGAUUUCAUCAUGGUCAAUCUUGUGGAAGAGACCACGGACUCUAACCUGGCACCUGAUGGUUACUACGUCCCAAGAAUCCUGUUUGUAGAUCCCUCCAUGAAAGUGCGGGCAGACAUCACCAGCAAGUACAGCAACCAUCUCUACACCUACCAGGCCAGCGAUCUCUCAGUCUUGGCCAACAACAUGAAGAAAGCAAAGCUGGUCCUUCACACUGAACUCUGAUUCAGAUGCUUUGCGGUCGGCCAUGUACCAACCAAUAUGCCAAUGUUUACAAAUGUGUUUACAAAGAGUCUAUAGAUGAUCAGUAAAUUGUUGGUCCCUACAACAGUUAAUAAAAAUGAUAAGACCUCA
Hypomesus transpacificus is the source of this 732-nucleotide messenger RNA. RefSeq names its product anterior gradient protein 3-like. NCBI's taxonomy places the organism in Eukaryota, Metazoa, Chordata, Actinopteri, Osmeriformes, Osmeridae. The record is from RefSeq and is a predicted model, not a curated record. Gene Ontology annotation, cellular component: endoplasmic reticulum. The coding region runs from base 115 to 603 and encodes 162 amino acids. The transcript is spliced from 8 exons.